AUGAAAUCAGAACACAGGAAGGAAAAAGGAAACCAAGUGUGUUACAAGCACUCAUGUAGCAAGGAGACUUCAUACCAGAAAUUACACCAGGAGUUGGAAACCAGGAAGGAACUGCUCACUGACCAUCAGAUUACAGAUUCUGGAGAAAAGCCACAUCUGUGUUUGCUGUGUGGAAAGGCUUUUACACAGAAGGAUGAUCUCACGCUACAUCAGAGGAUCCAUACUGGAGAAAAGCCACAUCAGUGUUUGCAGUGUGGAAAGGCCUUUACACAAAAGAGUCAUCUCAAGGAACAUCAGAGGAUCCAUUCUGGAGAAAAGUCACAUCAGUGUUCUCAGUGUGGAAAGGCCUUUAGACUAAAGGGUAAUCUCAAGACACAUCAGAAGAUCCAUACUGGAGAAAAGCCACAUCAGUGUUCUCAGUGUGGAAAGGCCUUUACACAAAGGAGUCAUCUCAAGGAACAUCAGAGGAUCCAUACUGGAGAAAAGCCACAUCAGUGUUUGCAGUGUGGAAAGGCCUUUACACAAAAGAGUGAUCUCAAGACACAUCAGAUGAUCCACUCUGGAGAAAAGCCACAUCAGUGUUCUCAGUGUGGAAAGGCCUUUGCAUUGAAGGGUAAUCUCACGGUACAUCAGAGGACCCAUACUAGAGAAAAGCCACAUCAAUGUACUCAGUGUGGAAAGGCCUUUACACAGAAGGGUCAUCUCAAGACACAUCAGAUGAUCCACUCUGGAGAAAAGCCACAUCAGUGUUCUCAGUGUGGAAAGGCCUUUAUAUGGAAGAGUGAUCUCAAGACACAUCAGAAGAUCCAUACUGGAGAAAAGCCACAUCAAUGUACCCAGUGUGGAAAGGCCUUUAAACAGAAGGGUCAUCUCAAGACACAUCAGAGGAUCCAUACGGGAGAAAAGCCAUAUCCAUGUUCUCAGUGUGGGAAGUGUUUUGGGUUCAACUCAGAUCUCAAAAAACACCAGAGGAUUCAUACUCGAAAACGAAAAACAUACCACACUAGGACUUUUACACAACUGGCUCAAUUGAGCAGACAUCAGAAACCUCACAAGAACUGA
This is a messenger RNA of Sardina pilchardus (European sardine), 1062 nucleotides long. Its product is annotated as zinc finger protein OZF-like. Lineage: Eukaryota; Metazoa; Chordata; Actinopteri; Clupeiformes; Clupeidae. Bases 1 to 1062 code for a protein of 353 amino acids. The transcript has 2 exons. The record is from RefSeq and is a predicted model, not a curated record.